GAAGCGUCGUUGCAAUGGCCACAAACAUACCAUUUUACGGCAACUCUAAAAAUACCGUCAGCAAACGUGAUAGAACCUUAUGAGGUCUGGUCUAAUGGCGUGGAAGGACAUCACAGAUUUGACUUCUAUAAAGGAAUGUCAAAAAUGUACCAAAAACGACACGGAAAAGUGAACAAUGUAGUCCAAUUCCAAUACUAUUGGGUAAACCCCGAUGUCAAUCAAAACGAUGUAGUUUGUCGCCAACUAACAGUGAAUUCUAGCGAAGUGAAGCGGCUUUACCACUAUUUGCCGCUUAUGUACAACUUUAAGGAAACAGGUCCUGAUGUCAAUCAUACAACAAAAUGGGAGUAUCAGUUUACACAACAGCAAUAUGGCGCAGUUUUUAAAUACUCUCUCUGGACGAUGGGAAAUGCUAAUGAAUGGAUACCUGUGAGAUAUGAAUACAGGAUGUUUUAUAAAGGCGUCGAAUGCGAUUUUAUUCAGCAUGUUUAUGAAUACUUCAACCGUUCUAAACCAGACGCCGAUGUGUAUAAAAUCCCACAUGAUCUUCGAUGCAAUUCUCCUUCUGCAAGAAAGACUGAAAGCGAUUUUGAACACCAUUUAGAUCUCGAAAGCCCUAUCUUGCAACAAAACAUGACGGAAUUAUUUGAAAGAUUCAAGUUGGCACAUAAUAAACAAUACAAAAAUACCGAAGAACACUUCAUGAGGUUAUCUGUGUUCCUGAAAAAUGUCAGAUACAUACAGUCUGUCAACAGUCCACAAGGAUCUUACAAACUGGCAGUCAACCAAUUUGCAGACUUGACAGAAGAUGAGUUGGCAUUGUUAUCCGGUACUAAACUCAAACCGGAAACAGUUAAUUUGACGCACAGUUUUUUAGACAAUGACGAUACUAAAGACAGUAAGGACUUCGAUUGGAGAUCGUAUGAUGCAGUGACGCCAGUUAAAGAUCAGACAUUUUUAUGCGGCAGUUGCUACGCGUUCACAGUGGCUGCAGCCAUCGAGUCUGCGGCAUACAUCAGUAACGGCUGUGACAACAUGGUAGAAGCGAGCGAACAAGCAAUCAUAGACUGUUCGACGGGCAAGAAUGGAAAUGGCAACCAGGGAUGUAAUGGUGGAGUUUUAAGUGCUAGCCUACGAUGGGUCAAAAAGAAUGGCAUUCCCUUCAGAAAAGAUUAUGGGCCGUAUUUGGCAAUGGUGGGGUAUUGUCACUUGAAACAAACACGAUUAAUGCAUAUACAUAGUUACACAAGAUUGCCGAACGAAAUCAAGGCUAUAAAGGCCGCCCUUCGCCAGCACGGUCCUCUGGCGACCGUAAUGCAUGUACCGGGGUCGUUGUAUUACUAUCGCUCUGGAGUGUACGAUGAUAAGACCUGUCUAUCAGUUCCGGGAAGUCAAACUCAUGCCGUACUCAUAGUAGGUUACGGGAAAGAAAACGGUAAAAGGUACUGGCUGGUCAAAAACUCGUGGGGCGCUCGGUGGGGCGACGAAGGUUACUUCAAAAUAGACAUGGAGAAAAACUUGUGUGGAAUAACGAAUCUAGUAUACGCUGUUGUUGAUCCAAAGUCGCUUAGAAAACAAUGUAAGAGGGUUAGCUUUGGAGAGCAAGAAUAAAACGAAAAGU
Molecule: messenger RNA, 1621 nt
Organism: Cydia amplana
Lineage: Eukaryota; Metazoa; Arthropoda; Insecta; Lepidoptera; Tortricidae
Product: digestive cysteine proteinase 1-like
Exons: 13
Coding region: 136-1611 (491 amino acids)
Cellular component (GO): lysosome
Molecular function (GO): cysteine-type endopeptidase activity
Source: RefSeq, a predicted model, not a curated record